Molecule: messenger RNA, 1842 nt
Organism: Chondrus crispus (carragheen)
Lineage: Eukaryota; Rhodophyta; Florideophyceae; Gigartinales; Gigartinaceae
Exons: 1
Coding region: 1-1842 (613 amino acids)
Molecular function (GO): protein binding
Source: RefSeq, a predicted model, not a curated record
AUGCAUUUCGGCGUGCGAUUUCCAUGUGUGACGGGCAAGGAAGGGAAGACUGGGGAUAAAAAUGACUUGGGUCAUAGUGGGAGCUUGCCUUUGCCCAAGAAUGUGCCUGUGAAUGAUAGCGACGUGUUGGGCUACAUUCAACUGACUGGGGAUAAGGAGUCUGUCGUCACAGCGUCUGAUGCGGGAAACGAAAGUGAUGAUGAAGAAGAGCAAGUGACGUUGGCGGAGGAGAAGGAACAUCUCUCGCCGAUCCAGCAGGCUUUGGCUCUGGGGAAAGCCGCCGUUGUUCGGGCCCGCAAUGCGUCCCACAUAUUGACGAAAGAGGAGAUGGCACCAUACGUGAACCUUGUUAUUCAGAACAGGACGAGCCCGCUUGGAACGAGUAGUAUUGUGCAAGUGCGGGCGCUCAUGCUGCGCGUGAAGUUUGAGCGCGAGCGUGGGAGGUACUUAGAGCGAUGCAUGUCGCAACUGGAGGAGAUAGCACGGUUUGUGGAUGACCCGAUUGCGUCAAUGGAUGAAGAUGGUAGGCAUGCAGCUGUGGCAGAGCGGAACAUGCUCCUGUUCGCAUCUGCUGUGCCAACGCGAUGGGAGUUGAAGAAGGAGCUCGCCAUUUCAUUUGGAAGGAUAGGGCUUGUCAAAUCAGCCAUGGAGAUUUUCGAGAAGCUCGAAUACUGGGAUGAGCUUGUUGAUUGCCAUCGCCUGAUUGGCAACCUUGGUCAUGCUGAGGCUCUAGUUCGUGAGCAGCUGGACCUACUCGACCGAGCAGUGGUGGAGGACGGGAUGCCAGGUGAGGCUGAGAUUGCCUCUGGGGUUUUGAAUUUUGGUGCGAAGGGAGCUGUCCAUGCUCGUGCUGCCCGACGGCCUCGCCUCCUUUGCGUCCUUGGAGAUGUCACGAGGAACAAGGAGCAUUUCGAAACGGCAUGGACGGAGAGUGGGGGCAAGUAUGCGCGAGCGAAACGGGCUCUUGGGAGAAUGUCUGUCGAAGCUGAGCAAUGGGAGGAUGCUGUGGGUCAUUUUAAACAAGCCUUAGAUAUCAACUCUCUCUUCCCGGACGUUUGGUUUACUUACGGAUGUGCUGCCAUUCAAAUACAAAACAUGAAGGUCGCUGCGCAUGCCUUUACGCGCGUAGUCCAGCAAACACCCGAACAUGGAGAAGCGUGGAACAACCUCGCUCGCGUGCUUCAUGAGAUCGGAAAAAAGAAGGAAGCACUCAAGGCCUUGUCCGAGGCAGCUAGGAGAAAACGAGAUUCGUGGCAUAUAUGGGAGAACAUGCUCAUGCUCGCGACGGAAAUCCGUGCAAGCCCGGAAAUAGUGCGAGCAAUGGAAGUGCUUCUUCAACUGCGGGGCAAAGAUGGCAUUGUGGUUGAAUCGAUUGGGGUUGCCGUCGCUGAAGUAAUUCGCAUGAUGGAGUCAGAUGACAUAGAAGACAAGGCUCACGUUGGUCCCGUAUGCCGAAAACUGCUAAAGGUCCUCGGUCAUUCUACAACCCUUGUUUCGACCAAUCCUUCGAUUUGGGCAGCAUACGCGCAGCUCCACGAACUUGUCCCAGUAGAUGGGGGGAAGCAAAAGGCGUUCGACUGUCGGUUGAAGCAGGUGCGAUCUCUUGUUGCACAAGAUAAAUGGAAAUCGGAGCUCCGAGGCUUUAGGCACAUGGCCCUCGCGUCAGACUCUUUGGUACGGGACGCGAUACUCUCUGAAAACAGCCUCAACUUGAGGGCAGCCCGUCUACACUUGACAAGCGUAAUUGAGCAAACCUCAGCAGACUUCUUGCAGGAUGAGGGCUUUUCUAGGCUGCAGGCAGCUAAACGGUCCUUGGCAAAUGUCCAAGUCGCGAAUAAUUGA